Kogia breviceps (pygmy sperm whale) is the source of this 3360-nucleotide messenger RNA. Lineage: Eukaryota; Metazoa; Chordata; Mammalia; Artiodactyla; Physeteridae. The record is from RefSeq and is a predicted model, not a curated record.
UGUCAGCGCUGAAGCGAGGUGAGCCGAGGGGAGAAAAGGGGAGCAGCUGGGGCGCCGGGCAGCCUUCUCCCUGAUUUCCAAGUGGCUGGAGGUCGCCUCCUCCUCGAGGGCUCAGCUUCUGGGACGGUGUGUUGCUGGGGCGCCGACCUGACCCGCAGAGCAGGAGCCGGGCUUCCGGCCACCCUUCUCUUCAUGACAGGAUUUCCCCGGCCAGACCGGGACUAGCGGGCUGUGUCUCCAGGUUCUUGAUAAGUACUUUCUAGACUUCAAGAUUUCAGAAGAGAGGUGAAAGGGUAUAUUGCACAUUUGAGUCAAGCCUGUAGACAGGUGGACUGACAGACGGAUUAAACCACAGGAGGUGACCUAUUGAGAAACAAACACUGGGCAAACCUGCUGUUCUGCACCAAGGGUGGGAAAAAUGUCACAAGUUACAACCUCCUAUUCCUAUGAUGCUCCAACAGACUUCAUCAAUUUUACAUCUUUGAAUGAUGAGGAAGAUACCCAAAACAUAGAUUCCUGGUUUGAAGAGAAGGCCAAUUUGGAGAAUAAGUUUCCUGGGAAGAAUGGUACAGGAGGGCUUUUUCAGGGCAAAACUCCUCUGAGAACAGCUAAUCUUCAGCAAGAUGUCACACCUUUGAGACCAGUUGACAACACUUAUAACAAAGAGGCAGAAAAAGAAAACCUGGUGGAAGAGUCCAUUCCAACAAAUGCUUGUUCUUCUCUGAAAGUCAAAGGAACCACAUCAAGAAAUAUUCUAACUCAGCCUCAGAGAAGAUCUCUUAGACUCUCUGCUCAGAAGAGUUUGGAGCAGAAAGAAAAACAUCAUGUACAAAUGAAAGCCAAGAGAUGUGCUACUCCUGUAAUCGUCAAUGAAAUUCCACCCUCCAAAAAAAUGAAACUUUCUCACAAUAGAAAGAAGCAAGAGGAAGAGGAAGAAGGCAGUACUCAUCAAGAUGCUUCUGAAAAGAAUGAGUCUUCCCCAGAGAAAGCCAAGGGCAGACAUACUGUGCCUUGUAUCCCACCUGUAAGGCAGAAGAUUCUAAAAAGUACUGAGGAGCAAGAGUUGGAGAAGAGAAUGAAAAUGCAGCAAGAGGUGGUAGAGAUGAGGAAAAAGAAUGAAGAAUUCAAGAAAUUUGCUCUUGCAGGAGCAGGGCUCCCUGUGAAGAAAUCAGUGAGCCAGGUAACCAAAUCAGUUGACUUCCACUUCCUCACAGAUGAGCGAAUCAAACAACAUCCUAAGAACCAAGAGGAGUAUAAGGAAGUGAACUUUACAUCUGAACUGCGAAAGCAUCCUCCAUCUCCUGCCCGAGUGACUAAGGGAUGCACCAUUGUUAUGCCUUUCAACCUGUCCCAGGGAAAGAAAAGAACAUUUGGUGAGACGGCUUCUACGUACGUGCCCCUUGCACAGCAGGUCGAAGCCUUCCAUAAACGAACCCCUAACAGAUAUCACUUGAGGAGCAAGAAGGAUGAUAUUACUCUGUUACCCUCCAAAUCUGUGGCCAAGAUAUGCAGAGACCCACAGACUCCUGUGCUGCAAACCAAACAGCGUGCAAGACCUGUGACCUGCAAAAGUGCCGCGGAACAGGAGGCUGAGGAGCUUGAGAAACUGCAGCAAUACAAAUUCAAAGCACAGGAACUUGAUCCCAGAAUUCUUGAAGGUGGGCCCAUCUUGCCUAAGAAACCGCCUGUGAAGCCAUCCACUCAGCCUAUUGGCUUUGAUUUGGAAAUUGAGAAGAGGAUCCAGGAGCGAGAGUCAAAGAAGAAAUUGGAGGAUGAACACUUUGAAUUUCAUUCUAGGCCCUGCCCUACUAAGAUCUUGGAAGAUGUUGUGGGUGUUCCUGAAAAGAAAGUACUUCCAAUCACUGUCCCCAAGUCACCGGCCUUUGCUCUGAAGAACAGAAUGAGAAUACCCACCAAAGAAGAUGAGGAAGAGGAGGAGCCAGUAGUGAUAAGAGCUCAACCUGUGCCAUAUUUUGGAAUGCCUUUUAAGCCCCAAAUCCCAGUGGGGAGAACUGUGGAAAUAUGCCCUUUCUCUUUUGAUUCUCGAGACAAAGAACGUCAGUUACAGAAGGAGAAGAAAAUAAAAGAACUGCAGAAAGGGGAGGUACCCAAAUUCAAGGCGCUUCCUUUGCCUCAUUUUGACACCAUUAACCUGCCGGAGAAGAAGGUGAAGAAUACAACCCAGGUUGAGCCUUUCUGCUUUGAGACCGACAGAAGAGGUGCUCUGAAGGCACAGACUUGGAAGCACCAGCUGGAAGAAGAACUAAAACAGCAGAAAGAAGCAACUUGCUUCAAGGCUCGUCCAAACACCGUCAUCUCCCAGGAGCCCUUUGUUCCUAAGAGAGAGAAAAAAUCCCUUACUGAGGGCCUUUCUGGUUCUCUAGUUCAAGAAACUUUUCAGCUGGCCACUGAGAAGAGAGCCAAGGAGCGGCAGGAGCUGGAGAAGAGAAUGGCUGAGGUGGAAGCCCAGAAAGCCCAGCAGUUGGAGGAGGCCAGGCAACAGGAGGAGGAGCAACAGAAGGAGGAGCUGGCCAGACUACGGAAAGAACUGGUACACAAGGCAAAUCCAGUACGCAGGUACCAGGGUGUGGAAGUCAAGUCAAGUGACCAGCCCUUGACCGUGCCUGUAUCGCCUAAGUUCUCCACUCGAUUCCACUGCUAAACUUGGCUCUGAGCUGUGGACACCACCUGGGAACCAGAGCUACUCUUCCCAUUAAACUAGGAGCCUUCUUUGUCACGGGGGCAUGGAGAGAACCCAUUUCUACAGGCUUUUACCUACUCAUGCCUGACAAGUGUGGACUCCAAUUUCAUUGAGAGCUGUUUUCCUACAUUAUUGUGGCUAAUAAUGGACUCAACUCAUGUAUGUCUCAGCCAGACUCCAUGUAGUUAUUUCCUUGGAACCAUCAGUUGACCUUUAAUAUGGGUCUUAACUCUGACUAGAAUUUAAAGUAUCUGUAUCAGUACAGUGUAAUUUCUGUUGCCCUUACCCCCCACCCCCCCUUUUUUUCUAUUUUAAUCAGAAAAUAAAGAUAGUUAAAUACUGAGAUAGGAUUUAAGUCAUGAAUUAAAUGAGGAACCAUCAGUAGUAUGUCAUAUUCUUUCCUCUUCUCUGUGCAAAAUGAAUUUAGAGUUAAGGAGCCCUUUGCUACGAGGGGGGAAGCCUCAUUAACUCCAUGACGAGGAAGAGACUUGACUGACGGGAACUUCACAGCAGCCAUCAGCUGGCUUCGGGUAGAGCUUGCUGUUCAGGCACGUUCUUCCCUUGUUGGUGCUGAUGAUAAUAGGGGGCGCUGAGUAGUACACGUUUUAAAUCCUCCAGUGACCUAGACUGGAAUAAAUAUAUUUGUCUUCCCGCCCUGA